Messenger RNA from Eucalyptus grandis, 1493 nucleotides. Its product is annotated as GDSL esterase/lipase At1g29670. The record is from RefSeq and is a predicted model, not a curated record. Gene Ontology annotation, molecular function: hydrolase activity, acting on ester bonds. The coding region runs from base 1 to 1149 and encodes 382 amino acids. The transcript has 4 exons. NCBI's taxonomy places the organism in Eukaryota, Viridiplantae, Streptophyta, Magnoliopsida, Myrtales, Myrtaceae.
AUGGCCAAACAACGCUCUCCCCCACCAUCCCACCUCCUCCUCCUCCUCCUCCUCCUCGUAACUUGUCCCUAUCCGCCCCAUGUCCGCGCAAAUUGCAACUUCCAAGGGAGGAGCGACGACCGCCGCCGCAACUCGAAGGUGAAGGGCAUGUUCGUGUUCGGGAGCUCACUGGUGGACAACGGCAACAACAACUUCCUCGACAACAUGGCUAAAGCCAACUACUCGCCCUACGGCAUCGACUUCCCCCUCGGCCCGUCAGGCCGGUUCACCAACGGCAGGAACGUGGUCGACCUCCUCGGGGAGUACCUCGCGCUCCCCUCACUGAUCCCGCCCUUCAACGACCCCUCGACCAAGGGGCUUAAGGUAGUCCACGGCGUCGACUUCGCAUCCGGCGGCUCCGGCAUACUGGAUGACACCGGCUCGAUUGUGGGACAAGUGACGAGCCUGAGCCAACAGAUCAGGAACUUCGAGGGAUCGACGUUGCCGGAGCUGGAAGCCCAGGUGGGUUGCCGGAGCGGCGAGUUGCUGCCGGACAACUACGUGUUCUUGGUGGGGGCCGGAAGCAAUGACUACACUUACAACUACUACUUGAGCGCCAACGCCAACCUCACUCUUCAAUCCUUCACUGCCAAUCUCAUCUCCUCUCUGUCUCUGCAGCUCCAGAAGCUGCACGGAUUAGGAGGGAGGAAGUUCGUGUUGAUGGGAAUCAACCCGAUAGGGUGUAGCCCCUCGGCGAAGGCGAGGGUGCUGACGCGCAUCGGUUGCGUGCAAGUCUUGAACCGGGCGGUUCGUCUCUUCAAUGUCGAGUUGAAGUCGCUUGUGGAUGACCUGAAUGCGAAGCUACCCGAUUCUCGUUUCGUCGUCGUCAACUCUUACAAGAUCGUUAGGGACAUCAUCAAGAACCCCGCCUCCAAAGGAUUCAAUGACAGUACUACGCCGUGUUGCGAAGUGCUAUCGUUUGCGGAAGGAGGGAAUGGAGUGCUGUGCAAAACCGGGGGACGAGCGUGCGCGAACAGGAGCUCCCACGUCUUCUUCGACGGGCUGCAUCCGACGGAGGCCGUGAACGUUCAGAUAGCAACCAAGGCUUUCCUAUCUGCCCGCAGAACCGAAGUUUAUCCCAUCAAUGUCAAACGUCUCGCUGAAGCGUAGUUAUGUCAGCUUCCUUUUGUCCGCUCUUGUAUGAAGAUUUUAGUCCCCAGAUGGUUAGAAAUUUCGUGUUAAGACAGGCUGUCUUGAUGUUUUCUUGGCUUUCAAUUAGGUUUCUUCUCGUUUUCUUGGUCAGUUGGCUUUAAGUUAGUUGACUGGUUUGCUGGGGAGAGAACAGUUUGAUCAACAAUUACCAGAUCUGUUUGUCUUAAUUUUAUGAGAAAAAUCUAUGUGACAUCUCAACUCCGCAAAUCCAAAAGGUACAUCAACUGAUGCAAUCUUUUUGAGAAUGACGUAUAUGCGACACCAGUAUAUAUAAGCAUGAUUAAUAUAGAGGAAAAGCAUGC